CUUAAAAAGAGUAGAGAGAGGCUCCAGAAAAAAUGGCAUACAAUCCAUCUAAGUAAGAAGGGUAUUGGGAUUCUUCCUUCCUCUUCCUCUUCCUCUUCCUCCAUGGCCAUGUCCAUGUCCCUGGGUCUAUGAGAUUGAGAUGAUGAUGAUGAUGAUGAUGAAGCCCGAGCCCAAAUCCUAGUGUAGCAUGCAAGGACAAGCAAUCGCCAUUCCAAAUUUCCCGUUCCGACUAUGCUUUACAUACUUCCUAUGGCUGUGAUUUCAUCACCACCACCAUCGUCCAUGCCCAUAAACUCUUCCUUCUUCUUCCCAACCCCUGUUCCCCUACCCCUUCCCCAUUUCAACAACCAUUUCCUCUUCUCCAAACAGCUUCUUUCCUCUAUUACUAUUCACGCCAGCUUUCCCCGCCUCCCCGCCGUUCAUUCAUCCUCUACCUACCAAGUGCUCGACGAAAUUCCUCUUUCAGAUACCUUUGCGUGGAAUAAUCUUAUCCACGCCCAUCUCACCGAUGGACAUUCUUCCCAAGCCCUCUUCGUUUUCGUGCAAAUGCUUCUUCGCGGCGUUCCCCCCGACAGGCACACUCUCCCUCGCAUUUUAACUGCUUCUCGCCUUUCCCGCGCUUUCUUGUUUGGAAAACAGACCCACGCCCAUGCUCUCAAGCUCGGCCUCUCUGCCGACCAUUACGUACUCACUGCUCUUAUGGAAUUCUACGGUCACCUUGACGGUGUUGAUGCUGCCAGAUUGCUGUUUGACUCAUCUCCUCGGAACUCCGUGGUUGCUUGGACUACGUUGGCUCGCUUGUAUAUAAUGCACGAUCGACCCCGUUUGGCCAUCCACCUAUUCAAUGCCAUGGUGGACUCUGGUGCUGCCAACAUCGAUUCUGUAGCAUUCGUCACUGCUAUUAGUGCUUGCAGGCUACUAAAAUCGCUGCAAGAAGGAAGAAAUGUUCAUCGCUUUGCUAGGAAACACGGCGUGGAGCACGAUGUUCUGGUGGCCAAUUCCCUUGUGAAAAUGUACAUUGACUGUGGUAGUGUCCAAGAUGCUCGAGCAGUCUUUGAUAGAAUGCCUGCAAAAGAUGCCAUUUCGUGGACAGAAAUGCUUCAUGGGUAUGUGAAAAAGGGAGGGUUCAACGAGGGUCUCAAAUUGUUUCGGCAGAUGAAUGUAGUGGAGGCUCUAAGACCAGAUGCAGUCACAAUCUCAAGCAUCCUUCCAGCUUGUGCAAGAGUGGCGGCACAUAAACACGGCAAAGAAAUUCAUGGCUACUUGGUGAGAAAUGGAAUUGGAAUGAACCUUGUGGUGCAGAAUGCUCUAAUGGACGUGUAUGUAAAAUCCGGAUCCAUUGAAUAUGCUUCUAGGAUAUUUGCAGGGUUGAAGGAGAGGGAUGCCAUUUCAUGGACAGUGAUGAUAUUGGGCAAUAGUUUGCACGGUCGUGGGGAGGCUGGAGUUGCCAUGUUCCGAGAAAUGGAAAAUGAAUCAAUUGUUGAAAUAGAUCAAACCAUGUAUGUUGGAGUCCUAUAUUCUUGUUGUACUGCCCGCGUGGUUGAAGAUGGUAAGUUCUUUUUCAGCCGUAUUAAGGCACCUAAAGUUACACAUUGUGCUCUAAUGGUGGCUCUUCUAGCUCGGUCUGGACUUUUUGAUGAGGCCAGGACAUUCAUUGAGGAAAGGAAGCUUGGACGACAUGCAGAGGUUCUGAGAGCUUUGCUAGAUGGGUGUAGGAUCCAUCAGAAUGCUAAUGUAGGAAAGCGAGUUAUUGAGCAACUAUGUGACUUGGAGCCUCUUAAUGCAGAGAACUAUAUUUUGCUAUCAAACUGGUAUGCGCACAAUGCAAAAUGGGAUAUGGUUAAUAAAUUGCAAGAAACUAUCAGAGACAUGGGUUUGAUACCUAGGAGAGCUUUUAGCUGGAUAGAGUUCAGAAACAAAGUUCAUGUGUUUGGCACGGGGGAUGUAUCACACCCAAGAUCAGAGAAAAUAUAUUGGGAAUUACAGAGUUUGAUGGAGAAACUGGAUGAAGCCGGCUUCAAGCCUGAUUCAGAUUUCUGUCUCCAUGAUGUAUAUGAAGAGCGAGAGUGCACUCCUGUUGGUCACAGUGAAAUGUUGGCUGUUUCUUUUGGGCUCAUUAGUACACAAGCAGGGGCAAUAAUUCGCGUGACAAAAAACCUACGAAUGUGUCUCAACUGCCAUGAUUCCAUACGGCUUAUCUCUAAGAUAGUAAAUAGAGAAAUCAUAAUAAAGGAUCAAGUUUGUUUCCACCACCUCAAAAAUGGUUUUUGCUCAUGUGGAGAAUUCUAACAGUGGGGUAUCUGCGUUUAGCAAUAUUUAAGUUGAUUGGUCCUGAAAAUGCGAUGGUAACAUAAAUAUACUUGCAAGUUUGUGAUUCAAUAGAUCACAUUAUAAUUCCACUCAAAAGAGUACAAGGAAGGGCAACAGCUUGUGUCAGACAUCCCCCCUCGCGUAUUCGUUAAUUCUGUUGAUCAAUUGAUUCAUGCCCAACAACUUCUCUGCAAGCAGUGACAGACUUGGUUGAUAGAACUGGAAUCACAAUCUGCUAAUAUUGUAUAUAAUAUGGCCCCCUCCCUGGGGCUUUUUCACUUUUCAUUUUUUUUUUGUUGUCUCCUUUUAUAGGAUUUUUUUUAAUACCCCCCACCCACCCAUCUGGGGAAUGGUGUUUUUACUCUUUUUUUCUUCUUGUUGUCUCUUUUUUGUAGGAUUUUUUUUUCCCUAUUGCAGAUUGAGUCAUGACUACUCAUGAAUCUGAGCAAAAUUCUUGUUUUCCAGAUAUGUUUUUAAGGAUUUUUGCGAAGAAAUGUUCAGUGACAAAAUCAAUCUUUUCACAUUUUGAUACUGUGUACUGUUAAAGGAUGUGGUUGGUCUGUCAAGGUGCAGAUGCUUUGGAGAAUGUAGUUGCUUGUCAUUUGAAGCCCCAGUGCAAGGUUCCAGCAUAGACGAUAAUUCAGCAAGCAAUCCCCAUGAGGAGCAUAUGCAGGAUGAUCCUGAUUCUUGAGGUCUAUUCUUGAGCUCUUAUCUACUGUCAUUCGGUUACCCUGAAAUCCUUGAAUUAGUACAUCUAGAUCUGUUUAAGUGGGUGAUUUUUUAACAUCGAUCAUCUCAUGAUCUAUGCUCUAGUUCUUACUAUCAAACAUCAUGCCAUGUAACUGAGUACAGACAUGGAAAUUUGGUGGUCGAAUCAAUUGCAUAAGAGAUUUGGCAUUCAGAAAUCUACGCAAAAGGUACUGAUAGAUGUGUCUCUAGUUCAUUUGGCAUGUAGCAGCUGUUAGUAGACCCUUAUGUGAACUUACAAGAUUAUUUCAAUCUAGGUGAUGGAUGUUUUGUUAUAUUAAUUAAUGAAUAGGCAAAAGGAUUAAAUGUUUCUGGUGUGACUCCAGGGGAAUUGGUGGGUCGAUGGAAAGGGGAAUUUCAAUGGGAGUGGGAAUGUAAAAUUGAUGUUGCAGUUGGGAUUUGCAAUCAUCAAAGGGGUACAGAGAGAGAUACAGAUAGGGUUUGGAAUUGGGUACUACUGAUGAGCUGCUUGGAGGAGAGGAUAGGAGAGGAGAGGAGGGAUAGGAUCUAUAAUUAAAGAAUCAACUAGUAGAUUGGAAUAUUGGAACUCCCAACUAUCAAAGGGCCAUUCACCUUUAGGCAUACACUACCUGUUGUUUGGAGCUGGACACACAGAUAGAUAGGAUUUAUCGAGUGGCUCGCUCAUCCAAAAAUGGAUAAAAGAAACAGAAGAAAGCAUUUCGUUUCUUGGCGUGUGUGUACAGAAGACUGUAUUUCAUGUUGAUACAUAUGUUGUAUGUAGAAAAAGAACAAAAGUAAUAAUGCGGACAGGCAAUCAAGCCAAACGUAUGAAUUAUGAAAUAUCAUCAUAAGAAUAGUAUGAUGAUGAUGAUGAUGAUGAUGUGUCAGAGUUACCUGGCAUGUUUAAGGCCGCCAGUUGUUAAGAUGUUAUUUGGGGGGGAGGAGAGAGACAGGUCAUGGAGAAGAAAAAGGUUGGUAUUUUGUAGAGGAUAGACAGUGGGUACA
Diospyros lotus (date-plum) is the source of this 4023-nucleotide messenger RNA. Its product is annotated as pentatricopeptide repeat-containing protein DOT4, chloroplastic-like. The transcript has 3 exons. Bases 232 to 2289 code for a protein of 685 amino acids. The record is from RefSeq and is a predicted model, not a curated record. Gene Ontology annotation, molecular function: protein binding; zinc ion binding; RNA binding. Lineage: Eukaryota; Viridiplantae; Streptophyta; Magnoliopsida; Ericales; Ebenaceae. Gene Ontology annotation, biological process: RNA modification.